AUGAAAAAAAUCCUAUUUAUGAUUGGUAGAAGCAAUUGUAGAAAAGAAAUCCUUAGAUUAUUAGGUGAUCAUUACUUUAUUGCGAAUAUUAUUGGUCUCAGUAUAACACUAGAUGGUACGAUUUUUCAAGGAAAAUUUGAGGUCAAGGGAUAUACAUCUGAUCAUUUUACCAACUAUGUUACUCAAAUCAAUACUUUCAAUGCCAAGAUACUUGACAACUCUAGACCGAAGUUGAUAACAUCAUUGGAUCCUUUCUAUCCAAAUUCAGGACAUCAGAUUCAAUGUGGAGUAAUCGAUAUGAACCAACAAAUCAUUAAUGGUACUAUUCUCUCAGUAACUGCUUACAAUGGAUCAUAUCAAUGCGAAGUAGAUUUAAGUGAAAUGAAAUAUCAAUCAACCAUUCUAUACCCACAAUUCCAAUGGAUCUUAUAUUUCACACAUACUAGAACUGGAUUCACCUCAAUCAUUUCCAAUCACCAUAUCAAAGAGCUUUCUUUUAAUCCUCUAUUUGAUUUAAAUCCAUUCUCGUCCCAUUUAAAGAUCAUAUGGGACAAUACCGUAACAGUUGCCCCAGAUGUUCAAAAUCCAGAGACCAAACGCCGUGCUGGCCGACCAACAAAAACACCAUCUAUAUCUACUGUACCGAUCAAAGCUACCGAUGAUAACAAGAUUGAACUAACAUUAACCGAUAAACAAUUGAACAUAUUUAUCAAUGAUAUCAAGUCUAAAGUAACAGUCAAUGAAACAUUACCAAAUACAACACCUACUACAACAACAUCACCCGCUAAAGUCACACCUCAAAUAGAUUUAUCACCAGUGUCAUUUAAUCCAUUUUAUAGAUAUAGUAAAGAUCCACAACCAAUAGAGCUUAAUGUAGAUAUACUCAAGAAGCAAUUAAUGGAUUUCCACAAUUAUCAGUAUGUAACUGAAGAAGAAGAGAGACUAGGCAAAUAUUCUAAUCCUGCAAUUUUCUGGUCGCAAAAUAAUCACCUAUUUCCAUAUGUUGCUCAACUUGCUCGCAAAUAUAUGUGUGUUCCUGCUUCUUCUGUGCCUUCUGAAUCUGUAUUCUCUAAAGCUAAUUAUAUAUUUUCCGAAAGAAGACAAUCAAUGCUAAGUAGUACAUUAAGAGAUUGUGUCUUAUUGUAUUGCAACAAAUCUUUAUUUACAAAUGCCAACAACAAUAAUAACAACAAAUAA
Molecule: messenger RNA, 1197 nt
Organism: Heterostelium album PN500
Lineage: Eukaryota; Evosea; Eumycetozoa; Acytosteliales; Acytosteliaceae
Product: hAT family dimerization domain-containing protein
Exons: 3
Coding region: 1-1197 (398 amino acids)
Molecular function (GO): protein dimerization activity
Source: RefSeq, a predicted model, not a curated record